This is a messenger RNA of Aspergillus nomiae NRRL 13137, 405 nucleotides long. RefSeq lists its product as uncharacterized. NCBI's taxonomy places the organism in Eukaryota, Fungi, Ascomycota, Eurotiomycetes, Eurotiales, Aspergillaceae. The record is from RefSeq and is a predicted model, not a curated record. The coding region runs from base 1 to 405 and encodes 134 amino acids. The transcript has a single exon.
AUGAGCGGUUCAAUAAAUUUACCUAUUGUCUCUCCUAUCUUCCGAUACUCGCUCAUUGCGACCUUUGGAUCAAAUAUAUCCGCUCGACGUCCACAUCUUCGACCGGCAGUCAACCUUCCUCCCGAGUUGAUCGCAUCGCCCUCGACCGAAAAGAGCUCUAGCGCCGCUGUUCCCCGACCGCCCACGGCCAUCACCGUCUUUUCUCUCAACAGCAUCCUCUCAAUGUUCUGGGACGCUUGUGAAGUCAUGGCUCGUCGUUUCUUUCCUGGCCAGAGUGCCGCCUUCGGCUUGAGUCUGCUACUGUUUACCUUUAUGUUUUUACCCACGCUGGUCGUCUUGUUGGCUGUGAUCGUCUUCUUUUUGUUCUAUUAUCCUCGCCUGCGAAAGCCGGGCCACGAGCAUUGA